AUGGCUUCUACACUCCCAGCGUUCACAGACCUCAAUGCUACAUGGACAUUCAUCCAACCUGGACUUGAGUUUAUACUUGGUGCGCAAAAUGACCAAGGCGUGACGUCAACCAUGUACAUGAACUGUUACACUGCGGUCUACAAUUAUUGUGUUAACAAGUCACGCCGUGGCUCUACCCCAGCGUCAAUUGCAAGUAACACAGAGAACAACUCCUACUCUCUUGCUGGCGCUGAGAUAUAUAAUAAGCUCGAUGUGUAUUUAGUCCAGUUUAUUCGCAAUUUGAAGAAAACCCCACAAGAAUCUUUUUUGGAGUUUUACGUACGCAAAUGGACGAGGUUCACCAUUGGUGCAGUAUACAUGAAUAAUGUAUUUGAUUACAUGAAUAGAUACUGGGUCCAGAAGGAGAGAUCGGACGGAAGAAAAGAUGUGUUUGAUGUUAAUACAUUAUCAUUAAUUAAAUGGAGAAACGAAAUGUUUCAACCAAAUGAAGAAGUCCUAGUUAGUCAAAUCUUGGAUUUGAUUGAAAAGCAAAGGAACCAUCGUAUUGUGGAUGCCAACCUCAUUUCGACUGCAAUUAAGUCACUAGUAUUCUUGAGCAUCGAUAUUCAGGAUUUGAAAAAGCCCAAUUUGAUCAUUUACGUCAAUUCAUUUGAAAAACCCUUUUUGGAGGCAACCAUGAAAUACUAUGUCAAUGAAAGUUCAGAAUACUUGGCUCACCACAAUGUUGUGGAUUACAUGAAAAAAUGCGAGACAAGAUUAACAGAAGAAAUUAGUAGAGCAAACACGUAUUUGGAAGACCAUUCAAAGAAGGCAUUUGUUGAUAUUUUGAACCAAGCAAUGAUUGAAAACCAUGCACAAGAGAUGUACGAGCAAUUCAUCGUGUUAUUGGAACAAAAGCAAACGGAGCAUAUCCAGCGAAUGUACAAAUUGUUAUCGCGUGUGCCCAAGACACUUGAUCCAUUGGCCAGCGCACUAGAAGAAUAUAUCAAAAAGGAGGCAAAUUCAGCGUUAGAGGAGUUGAAGAACCAAACCGAGAUGGAAAUUAAGGAAGGAAAGAGGAAACCUGGUGCAGGUGUUGAGCCUAAACAAUAUGUAAACACGUUGAUUGCUAUAUACAAUCAAUUUAACGAGGUUGUUGUGCAAGCAUUUAAUAAGGACACCAAGUUCAUUAGAUCAUUGGACAAUGCAUGUCGGUCGUUUGUCAAUAAUAAUGUCAUUGCAAUAACCAAGCCAAGAGCACCAAGCAAGACUCCCGAAUUACUUGCCAAGUAUGCCGAUGGUUUCCUCAAGACUAGUGCAAAGGAUUCUGACAUUGUUGAUAUGAAUGCAGACAAUUUGAUGAUUGUGUUUAAAUUUAUUAAUGAUAAAGAUACGUUUGAAGAGCACUACAGGCGAUCUUUGGCCAAGCGGUUGAUCAGUGGAACAUGCAAGUCAGAUGAACUUGAAGAAGGCGUAAUACACAGACUUCAGGAAGAAAACUCUAUCGAGUAUACUUCGAAAAUGACCAAGAUGUUUUCCGAUAUGAAAGCUUCUGAGGAAUUGAAACUUAAAGUGAAGGAGAAACUGAAUCAGGCAGAUAGUAGCAACGAGAGCAAUAAUGGAUUGAUUAAAGAUUUCAAUCCAUUGGUUUUAGCUCAGAGUAUGUGGCCUUUCCGUCAUGUGCCAGAUUACGAUUUGAAUGUAGCACCUGAAUUGCAAUCACCAUUUGGACACUUGAAAGAAGUAUACACGGAGCAACAUAGCGGUAGACAGUUGCAGUGGCUUUGGAACCAUGGCCGUGCAGAAUUAAAGGCUAAUUUAUCACGAAAGGGCAAGCCGCCAUUUUCAUUCACUGUGUCUAAUGUUCAAUUAAUGAUUUUGUUUGCAUUUAACAAGCAAAAUAGUUAUACUUUUAGACAAUUGCACGAAAUAGUGGGCACCAAAAAAGAGACAUUCGAAGCACAUCUUUUGCCAUUUACCAAGUUCAAACUCAUAGACCAAUCCACCCCUUCCAUUACCGAUGAUACUGUAUUUACAAUUGUUGAAGAAUACAAGUCCAAGAAGCUCAAGGUAAAUUUCAUCAGUGCCAUCAAAACCAAUGAGGUGAGACAAGAAGAAGACGAGGCAAGCAAGGAGAUUGACGAAGCUAGAAAGACUUAUUUGCAAGCCUGUAUUGUUCGGAUAAUGAAACUGAGGAAACAAAUGAAGAAUAAUGAAUUAAUAAAUGAGGUGCUUCCACAAACAAGCUCGAGGUUCAAGGCAAAAAUUAUUGAUGUCAAAAGAGUCAUUGAUCUGUUGAUCGAGAAGGAAUACUUGAAACGUUUGGAUAAUGAAACUUACGAGUAUAUAAGCUGA
Lodderomyces elongisporus is the source of this 2334-nucleotide messenger RNA. It is a transcript of the gene CDC53, whose product is annotated as cullin. NCBI's taxonomy places the organism in Eukaryota, Fungi, Ascomycota, Pichiomycetes, Serinales, Debaryomycetaceae. Gene Ontology annotation, molecular function: protein-macromolecule adaptor activity; ubiquitin protein ligase binding. The transcript has a single exon. Gene Ontology annotation, biological process: SCF-dependent proteasomal ubiquitin-dependent protein catabolic process; protein ubiquitination. The record is from RefSeq and is a predicted model, not a curated record. Bases 1 to 2334 code for a protein of 777 amino acids. Gene Ontology annotation, cellular component: SCF ubiquitin ligase complex.